Molecule: messenger RNA, 7987 nt
Organism: Papilio polytes (common Mormon)
Lineage: Eukaryota; Metazoa; Arthropoda; Insecta; Lepidoptera; Papilionidae
Gene: InR
Product: insulin-like receptor
Exons: 26
Coding region: 740-4954 (1404 amino acids)
Biological process (GO): glucose homeostasis; positive regulation of phosphatidylinositol 3-kinase/protein kinase B signal transduction; positive regulation of kinase activity
Cellular component (GO): insulin receptor complex; membrane; axon
Molecular function (GO): ATP binding; insulin receptor substrate binding; insulin receptor activity
Source: RefSeq, a predicted model, not a curated record
AGAAGUUUUUGAGUUAUUUUAAUGCAUACAAAAAUACACAAAUACAAAUCUUUCCUCUUUAUGAUAUUAGUACAGAUGACAGCUAUGUAGUUCAGUUGAAAACUUCUGUUUUCUAGCGUGUACUGAUCCUGUAAACGGCGAAACAAGGCAGAAGUGAGUAAGGUCUUUUAACAGAGCCAAUGCUUUUGAGAAAAGACGAACAAAAAUUUGAGAAUACAGUUACGUUUGUAUCAGUUAUUUUGUGAUAUGAUUAUUUAUCGCAUGGGUAAUUUGAAGUAAAGUAAAAAAUUAAUAACUUGAAGAAGUAGCGUCCCGGAUGAUCAGAAGCGAAGCCAAGGAUUCGAGCAGUGGCGUCCCCUCGCGGCAGUACCGAUCAAAAAAAUAAGCACGCGAGAACGGGCGAGCCGCAUUCCACGACUGGGUCGACGGCACGGCCCCGCGCGCACCGCUUCCCUCGCCCUCCAGUCGUUUGCGCGCGUCGUUCGCGAUAACUAGUCUACAUGUUGUCCGCUCCGAGCCGCGCGCUGUGUUUACAAUACAGUGUUGUUUGUUAUUGUUAAAAUAUAACAACGAGUGAUCUGUGCCAGUGACGGAUUUAAAAGUCGUGUCAAACAUUUCAUUACGAUAUUGUCAGUGAAUAUUAUAAACGAUUGUGAUACGCGAGGAACGAGCAACCACGGCGAGCGCCGAGCUCAGACCGGGUGAUGGUUGGGGCUUGCGGGUGAGCGCGCGGCGCGGCAUGCGGCGCGGGCGCGGGUGCGAGGCCGGAUGGCACGCGUGGCCGGCGGCGGCGUGCGCGCUGCUGCUGGCCUGCGCACGCGCACACGCCCUCGAACAUCUUGCACCAGGAGUAUGCCCGUCACUAGACAUACGGAACAAUGCGGACCAGAUGAUGAAGCUGCGCGGCUGCCGCGUGAUCGAGGGCCACCUCAGCAUCGUGGUCAUCGAACACCCGUCUUCCAACGCCUACGACAACAUGAGCUUCCCAGAACUAAGAGAAGUUACAGGAUACAUUACUAUAUAUAGAUUGAUGGGCGUGCGCAACCUCGGCAACCUGUUCCCAAACCUUUCAGUGGUGCGCGGCAUGCAACUCUUCAAGGAUUAUGCCAUUGUUGUCUUCGAUUGUCAAGAUCUUGAGUCGCUGGGGCUGCGGUCGCUGACGCGGGUGGAGCGUGGCGGCGUGCGCAUCCAGCAGAACGACCAGCUCUGCUACACCAACACUGUCGACUGGUCGCGCAUCGUGGCUGACGGCGACGACAACAUCUUGAUCCGGUCGAACUACGACACGCGACUGUGCGGCCUGUGCCCCAGCCCGCAGGGGCACAAGGAGGACACGCAGAAGGACUCCCAAUGCCCCACCGACAGCUCCGGCCGCCCUCUCUGCUGGGACAACCAGCACUGCCAAAAGACAUGUCCGAGCUCCUGCGGGGGGCGGUCGUGCACACGCAACGGUACUUGCUGCAACGUGACCUGCCUGGGAGGCUGCGACGGGCCGCUGGCGCGCGACUGCCACGUCUGCGCCAACUACUCCCUCGGCUACGGCGAGAACCGCACCUGCGUCACCUCCUGCCCCGCAAACACCUACCGGCUGUCGCGGCGCUGCGUGACGGAGCAGGAGUGCCGCGCGAUGCCGCCGCCGCAGCCCGCGGAGUCCAACCAGCCGCCGCCCAACAUCCGCGCCUACAAGAUCCUCAACAACACCUGCGUCUACAUGUGCCCCAACGACUAUAUGGAGGUGGGCGACGUACACAACGGCACGUGCAGGCCGUGCCUGCCGGCGGGCUGCGUGCGCGAGUGCAACGGCGGCCGCGUGGACUCCGUGGCGGCCGCGGAGCACUUCCGCGGCUGCACGCGCAUCAAGGGCACGCUCGAGAUCACGCUCAGAGCUAGCGGCGGUAACACGAUAUCAGUUCUGGAAUCUUCCCUGGGUGAGAUCCGCGAGAUCGACGGCAGCCUGAAGGUGGUCCGCUCGUACCCGCUGGUCUCCCUCAUGUUCCUCAAGAAGCUGCGCCGCAUCGGAGGACAUAACACCGAUGCUAAAACACCGAGUUUGUACAUCUCGAACAACCCUAACCUGGAGAUGUUGUGGGACUGGUCGGUGCACAAGCCGAUAGAGAUAACGCGAGGGAAGCUGUACAUCCACUUCAACUCCAAGCUGUGCUACAACCACAUCCUGGAGCUGAGGAACAUGACGCGCGACCCCAUCUCCACCUUCGACACUAUUGAGGUCUCCGCAGAGAGUAAUGGCGAUCAGGCAUCCUGUUUCCAAGACGUGCUGGAGCUGAAGGUGAGCACGCUGAAGCAGCGCGCGGCGCUGCUCACGUGGCGGAUGUACUGCGCCAUGGACAUCCGCAACAUCCUCGGAUACUCCAUAUACUACAUCGCCGCAGAACACAACGUCACCCUCUACGGACAGCGCGACGCCUGCUCCGACACGUGGAGUGUGAAAGACAUACCGAUAGACAACGCGCGGUUCACCGAUAAUAAGACGACGCCGAUCGCUUUGAACGGGCUGCGCGACCCUUGCGAGGACAUGCAGCCCUUCUUCUCCCCCAUCUCACCCCUCGUGCCCUUCAGGCGCUACGCCGCUUACGUCAAGACCUACACCACCAAGCAGGACAAGAAGGGCGCGCAGAGCCCCAUCAUAUACUUUAAGACCUUGCCCGAUUCUCCCAGCCCGCCGCUGGGGCUGACAGUGGAGCUGCGCACGCCGCACUCCGUGCAGAUCAAGUGGCAGCCGCCCGCGCUGCCCAACGGCACCAUAUCGCUCUACCACGUCGAGAUACAGGCCAACAGCUACAACAGGCGCACCAUCCUCGCAGACAACCUCAACUACUGCAGCAACCCGAGUGCCUUAUCCAAUAUGAUAACGGUACGCAACGAGGAGGUGGCGGAGGGCGGGGAGGGUGCGGGGGGCGCGGCGGAGGGCGAGGCGGGCGGGAAGGGGGCGGGUGCGGGUGUGGGGGCGGGCGAGGUGGGCGGCACGUGCGCCUGCGCGCCCACGCCUAACGAGCGGUUCACGUCGCGCGCGGAGCAGGAGCGCAUUGACAGCAUCGACUUUGAGAACUUCAUACAGAACCAUGUUUACAUACGUAAUGAAAAAGUUAAAACUCAAAAAUCGGGCGGCGGCAAAGUGAAGCGGGCUAUAGAGAAAGAAAUAAACAGCAUGUUGGUCAUCUUGAGCGGAUAUAACAAACCGAAACAAGGCUUGAAGUACUACAACUCUACCGACACUGAAGGAUACGUAAAGUCGCUGUACUUCGAGCUGGAUGGCAGCGCGCGGUCGCUGGUGGUGGAGGAGAUGCGGCACUACACCUGGUACACCGUCAACCUGUGGGCCUGCCGCCAGAAGCAGGGCUACGAGCCUGAGGACAACUACGACAAGACUUGGUGCUCCGGACGCACGUUUAACACCUUCCGGACAUUAGGGCUGCCAAACGCCGACGUGGUUCAGGAUGUCCGUGUGGAAGUGAUAACAUCAAACAAGACGCUGCCGGAACUGAAUGUAACUUGGAAGCCGCCGGACAACCCGAAUGGAUUCGCAAUAGCUUACUUCGUGCAGCACUCGCGGAUCGUGGACAACAAUCAAGCGCAGGACGUGGGGCUGCAGCGCUGCAUCACGGCGACGGACUACGAGGCGAACGGGCGCGGCUACACGCUGCGCAACAUGGCGCCCGGCAACUACAGCGUGCGCGUCACGCCCGUCACCGUCAGCGGCGCCGGCAACGUCUCCGCGCUCGUCUACGUCUUCAUACCGGACCGCGACUCGGAGGCGGGGUUCCUGUGGGCGUGGGGCGUGGCGGCGGGCGCGCUGCUGCUGGUGCUGCUGUCGGGCGGCGCGUGGUACGCCCGCCGCGCGCUGCCCUCGCACGAGGGCAACAAGCUCUUCGCCACCGUCAACCCCGAGUACGUGUCCACAGUCUACGUGCCCGACGAGUGGGAGCUGCCGCGCUCCAGCAUCGAGUUCAUACGCGAACUGGGACAGGGCUCCUUUGGAAUGGUAUAUGAAGGUAUCGCUAAAAGCAUAGAAAAAGGUAAACCGGAAACUCGAUGCGCUGUGAAAACUGUAAAUGAACAUGCCACUGACAGGGAGCGCAUCGAGUUCCUGAACGAGGCGUCAGUGAUGAAGGCUUUCGACACUUACCACGUGGUGCGGCUGCUGGGCGUGGUGUCGCGCGGACAGCCCACGCUCGUCGUCAUGGAGCUGAUGGAGUGCGGAGACCUCAAGACCUACCUGCGCUCGCACCGGCCUGAUGCUGACUCCUCGCUGCCCAAGAAGGACGACGGCGCCCCGCCCACGCUGCAGAACAUACUGCAGAUGGCGAUAGAGAUAGCGGACGGCAUGGCGUACCUGUCCGCCAAGAAGUACGUGCACCGCGACCUGGCGGCGCGCAACUGCAUGGUCGCCGGAGACCUCACCGUCAAGGUCGGCGACUUCGGCAUGACCAGAGACAUCUACGAGACGGACUACUACCGCAAGGGCACCAAGGGCCUGCUGCCCGUGCGCUGGAUGAGCCCCGAGAGCCUCAAGGACGGGGUGUUUUCAAGUAACAGUGACGUAUGGAGUUACGGUGUCGUGUUGUGGGAAAUGGCGACGCUCGCGAUGCAACCCUAUCAGGGUUUAUCAAACGAGCAAGUGGUGCGGUACGUGGUGGAGGGCGGAGUGAUGGAGCGGCCGGAGCACUGCCCCGACCGGCUUUGUUGCGUGUUGUGUUGCGCAGAGGAGGAGGUGGAAUGCGCGGAGGUGAACGUGGGCGCGGUGGCGACGGGCUCGGGGUCCAACCUGUUCGGGGUGUCGGGGCGUCUGGCGACGUGGGUGCGCGAGCUGUCGUCGCUGCACUCGCGCGCGGAGGACGACGCGGCCGCGCAGCCGCUGCAGCCGGCGCGCGCGCACAAGGGGCCCAACGGCGUGCUGCACGACCCCCUCGACCUCGACGACACCACCGGCUGCUAGCGCCGCGCGCUCCCCAGCGCACCCCGCGCACCCCGCGCACCCCGCGCCGCACAGCCUCUUAUCUACCUCAGGCCGGCGAGCCAGUGCGCCGCGCUCUUCGAAUCCUAGUUGUAAGCGUAGCUAGUGAAUUGUUCGCCUUGUUUUAUUUAUUUCGUACGCUCGAUCCCGCGAGGGGCCGCCGCGACCGCCUCGCCGCCUCGUCACCUCGCCGCCUCUCGCAUACAGACAUCGAAAUUAAAAAAAAAAAAACGUUUUAAUAAUAUAAGGAUUAGUCAUAUUAAAUUGCAUUUUAGUGCAUGACGGUAUGAUAUCGAUAUAAUUGUAAAUUCAAUUAAUAUUUUAUGUAUGAACUACAUAGAUUUUUUUACAUUAUGCAUGAUUACUUUUGUAAUAAUAAGUAUUACUGUUUUUGUUACAUAUUAUUUAAUACAUAGAAAACAGUUAAAAGAGACAUACACUAUUGUACAUAUCGUUUAAAAUAUACGAAGCUGAAUAGAUAGCGUUGUUCGCUUGUGCAUAUUUAAAUUUGGAUGUACAUUUAUACCAAUUUGAAAGCAUAAGAGGUGCAUUUAGUCGGAACGACGACAUCGUAAGAGUGUCAAAGACGGCAAGAGUUCGCCAAAGGCGGCAAUAGUUUGCCAGAGACGGCAAGAGUUUGCCGGAAGCGGCAAGAGUUUGCCAGAGGCGACAAGAAUUUGCCAGAGGCGGCGAGAGGUCGCAGCGGCCCUACCUACGAAGGUUCACUUUCAUAUCAAGGACAAGAACAUUUGCGCCGGAGCUGUAUAAUAGAGUCGAUAUAUCGACGUGGAUCCUAUAUAGUGUACCUCAGUAACAUAGUUGUAUCGAAAGUCAUUUAUGACCGCAGCCUAUUAUCGUUAAGUUUACAAUGUAAGGUGUAAAGUGUGUAUAGGUGUAGCGUUAAGAUUGUGUACAAAUUAUUUUAUAUUAAUUUCUCGUUAUAAAUAUAACCAGCGGAGUCCUGUUGCAGCGCGCGUGGUUACUCGCGAGUGGCAAAUUCGUUUGUAAAAAUAUUGUAGUUGUCGCGAGCGACCGAGCGUUGCUACGACGGACGCGCUCCGGCCGCGAGUUUGCCUCUCGCGACGCUUUAUGUUAUAACAAAUAUAUUUGUAUAUUUAUAAUACUCAUUGUCCGUUUCAUUGACGUUGAUUGACUACGAUUUUUAUAUGAAAUUGUUAAUUGUCAAUAUUCAAAUAUAAUAAUCGAAAUUUAGAUGAAAGAUGCAUUCAAAUAUUAUAUUAAUAAUUUAGAAUGACUUGAAUGACCUGUUUAUUAUAAUAUAAAUAAUAAUUCGAUCGUAAUCAUAUCGAAGUGAUUUCCAAGAAUAACGUUGAAACAAUGUGUUCUGUAUCAAUUAUAAGGCAAUAGAUAAUGAACUAUUGUUACAUAGCCGUAGUCCGGUCGUCCAGUGCGGGCGAGCGGCGGCUGGUCGCAGCGACGACAACCGACCUUAACUUACACUAGCUCUAAUCUUAUUUAUUAUUUCAUGUGAUUUAACCUUACUUAAUGUAACUUAAGUAAUGAAAGUACCGGCAUGCAUCGAGUGUUGUAAUGUGCGGAACAUUUGUUUGCAUCAUUGUUAUAUAUUUUCUUAUAAGAUGUAAUGUACUAUAUCUAAUCCGGCGACGUAACGGAGUCGCGACGUGUUCGCACAGUACCUGACGACGACGUAACUGAUAUUAUAAUGUAAAAACGUCCACGUUGUCGACAAGCGACCCUUAUUAUCCCAAGUGACUUUUACAUGUUAUGCUGUUUUAUAUAAUUAUAUUAAAACAAUUUUUAAAUGAACUUCUCGCGUCAUAUAUGUAAAAUAUACAACAUUAGCUACAUAAUACAUGUUACAUAAAUAUAGCCAACCAAAAUUAGAAAGCAAUACACAAGUCCCAAAGCAUUAGAUCCCGCUUCGCGGCCGAAUCCGGGUCUAAUGUAAGUAUAAAUAUAAUGUUAUUGUUGUCGUAUAAGGGUAUAAACGAGUGCCUUCAAAAGUCCAGCCUUCAAUGGAAUGCAGGCUCGAUGAUAGCGAGCAGCCCGCGGCCUGUGUCGGUGCAGUGUCCUCACGCGCUAACACCCCGAAGUGCUGGAACAUUAUUGUAUUUAUCCCGUUGAAAUUCCGUCAAUAUAUCAUAUGAAUAUUCCACAAGCAUUAUAGUAAUAGUUAAUUGUAUAAUUGAUAGCCUGCAAUACGACAUGGGUUGGUGGUCGUGGACUAUGUAUGUGUAGCGCGAGACGCGGUGGUUCCGGGCUCAAGGCACGCUGCAUUGGUUUGUUUCUCGAUAGCCAUUAUUAAACUUUCGAUUUUCUAAUUGUUUUUUAAAGUUGUAAAUCCAAAUGUUUUAAUUAAGUAAAUUGCAUAGUGCCUUUUGCUCAAAUUUGUGAAAAUGUAACAUGUUUUAUUUUUGUUAAUAAUUAAAUAUAAGGUUAUGAUUGGGUCCGUAUGCCGGCGCACGGCGGGCGGGGCGCUGCGGCAGUGGGCGGGGCGCCUCGCACAACGUUGCCUCUACACAGCGUUACCUUCGGGCUUCACUAAUUAAUUACCUUCGUUACUUAUGCUCUUAUCUUUAUCAGUAUUUACUAUUUAUUGUGAUUUCCACCUAGUAAGGCAGUUACGUUACCUCAUUCUUAGUAAUUAUGUUAUUCGUAAAUUAUUGACUGAUAUAAUAAUUUCCAAAUGAUGUGUUCCUCGAGUGAUUGUGUUGUGUUCGUGUAUCGGAUUGGAUCGGAUCGGAUCGUAUCGGAUUGGUGGUGUCGGGGUAGCGUUGUGCUUUAUGCUCAAUUUAGAUACAAUUUCACCAAACGAUUGAGAUAGUGUAUAAUUUUUAUAUUUAAUUUAACGAGAACCGAGUACCUAUUAACAAUAAUUUUAAUAUUUAUAUUAAUAAAAAGUUACAGAAAUUAGCCAAGUAUAGUUUUGAAUAUCGAUGUAUCCUAAAAAUACCCCUUGUUUAAAUAUAUUUUGUACCAAGUAAGGAACAAGGUCUAUAAAUAUCUCAAGAAUAAAAAUUGAUUUUUCAAUUU